Drosophila eugracilis is the source of this 5591-nucleotide messenger RNA. It is a transcript of the gene tacc, whose product is annotated as transforming acidic coiled-coil-containing protein 3. Gene Ontology annotation, cellular component: cytoplasm. Gene Ontology annotation, biological process: cerebral cortex development; mitotic spindle organization; cell population proliferation. The transcript has 10 exons. Lineage: Eukaryota; Metazoa; Arthropoda; Insecta; Diptera; Drosophilidae. The coding region runs from base 168 to 4004 and encodes 1278 amino acids. The record is from RefSeq and is a predicted model, not a curated record.
GCGCAGUAGAAAUUUUACCGAGUAGGCGAGUCGAAAUCUGUGUCACAACGGAAGCACCGAAAAAAGGAAAAUACACUAAAGGCCAAACAAGAAAUUCUAUCGAUCCGUCGGUUUAUGGAAUCAAGUGAACCGUAUCGCGCCUAGGAGUUAAUCGUGCGUAGAGCAUCAUGGACUUUAUCGCGAGUAUCAUGAAAAGGCCUAAGAGCAUCGCCACCACUGGCAUUACCUCCACUCAGUCAGCGGCCAUGGAGGCCUCAGAAGCUGCUAGUCCCCCGGAAGAUCUUCCAUCAGCAAAGGUUACCGAAGGAGUUUCACUGAUCUCCCCCCACCUCAGCACUCUACUUGAAUCUGCUUCGGAGGAUCUGCUGCGUUUAGAAGAACAGCACUGCAAUCUGCUGAUGGAACCCGUCCCCAUUCCACUUGCAGCUCCCGAAACCAACAGUGCUAGUAGGGAAACCAUCCAGCAGCUCCUUAGUGAAAUUAACGUGAAUCUAAACCAAGUCAGUGCCAAUGAAAUGGAGCACUUGCAGGCCAUGAGUGGCGAGCUAAGUCCGCUGGCGGUGAAGCCCAAUCCCAAGCCAUCGAGCAUGGAGCAACAGAAGGCUCUGGUCGCUGCUCUGGGGCACCAGACGGCAGCAACUGGUUGCCAAAAUCUUAAUGUGGGAGUGGUUCCAAAAUUUGGAGGUCUGCCAGAGUUUGACGAGACGCAAAUACCAGAACUGGCUCCUUCAAGUGCCGAAAUGGAGGUUCGCCACUCGGAUUCAGAUGUUUUUGUGGAAUGUCUAUCGCUUCAUAGCGAGAGGUAUACCGCAGAUCGCUCUGAGUUAGAAGCCUAUUCGAGUGCUCUUAACGAUGUGUUGGAGCAGCAGCUGUCCAUGACAUCAGCUGCAGCUUUGGAUAACGAAAUCGAAGAUCCUUUGGCUGUUAACCAGAACGACAACGUCAGCUAUGAAGCCAUGGAUGUGGAUGAUAUCAGCGAAACCAUGGAAAUGUUAAAGGAUGUAUUAGGCCCCGAAGAUCAUCAGCUUUUGCAACAACAUAUUCUCAGUGAAUCUCAGCCAGUUUUACAAUUAAGUAAGCAGGAGAUCAAAAUACAGGAAACAGAACGUCCAAGUCCGGACGAAGUAAUACAGAAAGACGACGAUCAAGGUCAUCAUCAGAUCCAAAAUCCGCCGCUGGAGGAGCCAGAACAACCUAUACAACCCCAACAACCUCCGAAUGUCCAAAAGCCCUCGGAACUGACUGAGGUCCAUACAAGUACCUCUAUUGAGUUCCCCAAGAAAGAUCAAGAAACUUCGGUGGUUGUAGAAACCGCACAGAGCACUGAAUUGGAUCUACCAAAAGCAUCCUUCAGUCUUGAGCAAAAUACAUCACCGGCUGUAGAGGCUACCGAGGAAGAAAUUAGCGGGGAGGAGUUUGAACCCAUGGAAGUAGAUGUCUCUAUUAGGAUGGAUGAAGCAACGGAGCUUGGGUCGUCUCGGCACCCACAUGUCGAAAUCCAGGCACCAAAUUUAACCCCUACUGCGUCUAAAGUCUCAGAAGAAAAUAACCAGAAUGUGGGCGUACCAGAAGAUCCAUUGAAGAGUACUGGUCUGCAGCCAUCAGAAGUACCACUACCAGCAGCUCCGCUCUCACCACCCAUACCCACACAUACCCUUCAGGACAAAACGGAUGAGCUGGGUAAUUCUCCGCCCAUACCCACACACCGCCCAAAAACAGCUGAGGAAUUAAAGUUCCUAGCCCUAAAGGAGCUACCGUUGCCAGAUGAUAUUGAUACUGAAAGUAAUGUUCCUCCGCCGAUACAAGAAGUGGAUAACGUGGCACCGGACGAGCAAGCUCAUAUCCGUUUAGUUGCUGCAGUCACACCCAGACAAAAGCGAUCGGCGACGCCUUUGUCGUUGGAUGUGGGAGGUUGUACCACCGAGGUAUGCACUCCAGAACCCACGUCGCCAAGUUUUCCUCUCAAAGGACAGGCGGAGAAACCAUCUCAUUUCCCGCGCUCUCCACAUGCUCCACCAGAGCAGGAAGAGAUGCCCUACCUGGAAGAAGCUGUGAUAGAACCAAAGCAAAGCGGUUUUGGAGCUGGAGUCAUCGCUAAGUCAGCAGUAGUCAUUGAGGUAACACAAUCGAGUCCGGAGAAGCAGCAACAUCUUAAUGAAACCUUGCCAAUGGAGGAGCGUUCACCCUCACCCUUGAAUGAGACCUUUGACAGCGGUUGGAAAAUGGAGGAUAAGCCACAGGCGGAUUAUCAGGAUAUUGAGGGUUCCUCCACAUAUGCAGUAAGCCUUGGAUCGGUCGACGAUCAUCAACGCCGAACUUUUUCGGUAAUUCAAUCUACGGCGGAUACGGGCGAGUCAAAAGCUCAACAGACAAUAUUUAAGGAAAAGGAAAAUGCGCGCCGCACCUUCUGUUUAGAGCAAAAUGCAUCGCCAGCUAUGGAGGCCACCGAAGAUGCAAUGGGUAAUGACGCCAUGGAUUUGGAUGUGUCCUUGAGGGUAAAUGAGGUAACCAUUGUUAAGACACCUCAGAAAAUCGAAAAAGAGUCACAGGCACCUAUCUCAAACUCGCCCCCGAUUCCCACUCAUCAACAUUUAAAGAGAGCCCCUAUUCAUGGUCUGAACUCUCCUGUGUCGCCACUGGGUAAUGCUACUGUUGUUUUGGAGGAGCAGGCCCUAUCUGCCAAGGAACAAGCCACCCUUAGUGCCAGCGAUGAGAAGGAUGAUGUUUUUGUGGAGCACUUCGGUGCCAUUUCUCCUGUUUCGGAUGACAUGUUCAAGACCCCACAGUUCACCAGCAGUAGUUUCAACAAUCAAGCCAAGAUGAAGGCCAAUGGUGCUGGGGAAAUGGGAGGUAAAGCUGCUGCUGCGAUGAAUAGACAAGGACGUGCUGCCUCUGUUGAGGAGGAGGCCGUCUUUGAUGCCCAAUUCCAGGAUGGCGCCAGCAACCAAAACCUAAUACUGAACUCAUUAGAUUUUGAUUAUUUGUACACGAAAGGCAGCAAUAAUGCGCCCAUCGAUCGGAGUUCGCUGCUGCUGAAGUUUGACCCGCUUCUUGGAGCCCCUGUUCCCGUUAACCAUCCGAGUCAGCAGGAGCAGGCGCUGCUGAAUAUCCUGGGCUCUAAUCAAAACAGGAUCCUAAGUCCCACAUUGGAGGAGCACGAGACAAGUGGCGGAAACCAGUCGUUUGGAAUAGUACCCAGUGCCAAAGAUACCGCCAAGAAGUUGGACUUUAAGCCACCUGUGGAUAGGACAAAAAAGCAUGUUAAAAUGAGCGUGGACGUCAUUGAUAACGAUUGCAACAAAACCUUCGAUAAUUCCAACCUUAAUACGGAGGACAAAACCCACAGCUACAACAACAUGGAUGAGCUCGAGAAGAAAAUAAAAAACGAAGUAACAAGGUCCGAGGACAUUGAGAAGAAGCUGAAGGAGGGAGAGCAGCGGGAAGAAGCGCUGAUCAAACGUAUCACAGAAAAGGAUAAAACAAAUGCAAAGCUGAACGGUGUCAUCGAAGCUUAUGAGAAGGCCAUUGCGGAGCUAAUCAGUGAAAAGGAGCAGCAGGCGCAGCUGCACGAGCGACAGUUGCAGGAAGUACAGGCAGACCGGGAUGCCAAUUACCAUCACUUAACCUCGCUGGAAACGACAUUCUCCGAUCUGCAUGUGAAAUACGAAAAGAGCAAAGAGAUGACCUCGCAGCUUAAGAGUAACGAGGAGACUCUUCUGGCAGAGCGGAAGCAAAUGAUGGACAAUCUGCGGUUGCAGGAGCAGCGCUACGACAAGAUGAAAAACCACGCCAUGCAGCAACUGGAAAUUGCCAACAAAAAGCUGGACACGUACGCUAGGGAGCAUGCGGACGAGUCGAAAAAACUAAAAGCUUUACUUAAGAAGGAGGAGAUCUCGCGUGUCUCAAUGACGGAACAGCUGCAACAGAAGUCGCGCGAGAACGCCGAUCUGCUGAAGAUCUGCGAGGAGCUCAUCUACGGAAAAGGACAAGGUGGUAGUAGUUAAACUCAACCCGCGGAUUGCCCGGAAUGUAUUUUAUAUGUUGCUGUAAAAUCGCACACACCCCCAUCACAACACUCUCAUCCGGCAUGUGGAGCCCAUCUCGCAGCAUGUCCGUAGAAAUGUAACUGCGCCUCGAUCAUCGUCACCCCCAUUCGUAUCAUGGUGUAAUAACUGCUCGGUUGCGUGCUCUUAACUGAAUAAGAAAAUGCAGAUGCAGAAUUGUUUCAUAUUGCCAACUCCACUUAUGUUGACUUUCAAGAUGUUCACCUAACGUUCCGAUGCAUAUUAUACUUUUUCUAGAUUUUUAGUUGACCCGUAAACACUCACUCACACAAGUCACAGGCAGACCCAUCGCGUUCCGUUUGAGUUCCAUUCGUCCUGCGGGUCUGGUUGGCCGGCAUAUGUUACUAAUUCUCUAUCGUAUCGAAUCUGUCUCCUGAUUUUGUUCUAUGAUAUUACCUGGCGGUCAGUUGUGCACGGAAACUGUAAUGCGUUUGUGGUUUAGAUACUGACCAACGAAGCAAAACGAUAUUGUGCAACGGCAGCUAAACCAAUAUGCAAAUGCAAACAAUAAACAGCGUUCGCUUGAGGCGCGCCUUUAUUAAAUGUUUAAGUUUAAACUUAGUUUAAUUUAAUUGAAGAUUUGUAUUAGGCGUACUAAGAAUAUCUCUGUAUUACAUACUAGUACUAAAACAAGAAAGCGUAAAAAACAAAACGGAAACAUUCAAAAUACACGCUAAACUUAUUUAUGCAUAAAAUAACAUUUUUGUUUGCUUUGUUCAGCGCUUGAAUGAUAUUUUGCCCAAUACUGGAAGAGGUUGCCUUACAUAGCAGAAAUACUUAGAUAAGUCAGAGCAAAAGCGCUAGGACAAACAGUCCUAUAAAAAAUGUGCUCCUUUUUUAAAUGUUCCAAGAUUAUUUUUGUAUGUUUUAAAGAAUUAGUACAUCUUUUAAUUACAAUUUUUAUUAACUUUAAUAAUGGUCAACUUUUGCUAUUUAUAAAACUGUUUUUUUGAAUGAAGAUAAUUAAAACUCCUCCCGAAAACAAGUUCUACAUUAACCUAAAGUGGAAGCACUAUGGCCAACUGAGAAAUUGUAAGCACUUUUUGUAGUAACCUACUGAAACAACACGAUCCAAAUGAACCCGUUGAUAACUCUUAAUGAAUUUUACUUCCAUUUAUGACAUUUACUACUCUACUCUAAGAGCAAAAUGAAAUUGUUGAUCACAGUAGGAGAAGUGAAGAAGACACACGAAUUGUAUACAAAUUUGUACCCAGUCCAUAUAAUCUGAAAAAAAGCUACUUCAUAAUAUAUAACAGCAUACAUAUAUAUUUUUCUAAAGUAGAAAACACAGAUGAAACCCCCAGACACAAAGAUGCGCUUUUAGGGAAAGUUUUCAAGGAAAAGCCCAAAGUAAAUAUUGUAGUUUGCCAUUCGAAGACGAAUGGAUAAUAUAUCAAUGCGCUGUAAAAACACAUAAAUAGUAUUAAAGCAUGCCAGCACAUAUGACUUACGAUGUGUUGAGCAGGCGUUGUACGUAAAGGUGAUUGAACGAGUUGCAUUCAAUAAAUAAAAUAUGUACUUGCAAUA